AUGGGACCUAGCAACAGUGGCAGUCAUGGUGCGGGAAAGAAGCUCACCAUUGUCACCUUGUUUGUUGGUGGGUCUGAUUUUUGUGCUGCUGCUGCUGUUGAUGAUGAUGAGGAUGAUGAUCUCUUGCCUGGGUUCUACGUGGAGGACCUGUUCGUGAGGGAGUGUUACAGGAGGAAAGGUAUGGGGAGAAUGCUUCUCUCGGCGGUGGCUAAGCAGGCGGUGAAGAUGGGUUACGGCAGGGUCGAAUGGGUUGUUCUUGAUUGGAAUGUGAAUGCCAUCAAUUUCUAUGAGCUGAUGGGUGCUGAGGUGUUGCAGGAGUGGAGGAUUUGCAGGUUGACUGGUGAGGCUCUUCAGGCUUAUGAGAAUGCUAACAUGUAA
Messenger RNA from Carica papaya (papaya), 378 nucleotides. The record is from RefSeq and is a predicted model, not a curated record. Lineage: Eukaryota; Viridiplantae; Streptophyta; Magnoliopsida; Brassicales; Caricaceae.